Messenger RNA from Procambarus clarkii (red swamp crayfish), 2007 nucleotides. The record is from RefSeq and is a predicted model, not a curated record. NCBI's taxonomy places the organism in Eukaryota, Metazoa, Arthropoda, Malacostraca, Decapoda, Cambaridae.
AUGUUAUUUGACUGUGAACGACGACACAAUCCAAAAUUUCAAUCUAGGGGUUUAUUUAAAGUACAUGACAAUCAACUUGUUUUUGUGAGUGGGGAUAUCGACAACUUUUUUCCACCAUAUCGGAUCCUCUCAUUUGAUAUAGAAACUAGUCGGCAUGAUUUAACUGGUGCCAUUCCUCUAGGGGAUAGUUCAUAUGAUAGGUUAGUUGCUACUUCUUUUCAGACAGCAACUGUAAUGAAUGUCCAAUAUCCAACUGAAUUAAGUGACAUAAAUACCCUUUUGGUUGUAUAUUAUCCAAAUUCUCAAAACAAAAAUAGAGAAUUUUCCAUGAUAACUAAACAAGGAAUUUCGAUCCAUGUUGAAUUAUAUUCGUCAGAAAAACAGACUCUUUCUCGAUCUUUGGAGUUACUAAGCAAACCUCAACAUAUUUUCGCUACUGGUUAUAACACUGAUGGAUACGACCAUCCAUUCCUCUUCAAACGAGCACUAUUUCAUGGUCUUUUACCUGGACAUUUAUUUUUCCACACUUACACUUUAAGGUCAUAUUGUGAUAUGAGAACCGUACCCCAUAUGACUCCACCUUGGAUUUUAGAUGUAGAUGUUAUGAUUUGCCGUAAAAAAAAAUUUCCAGUUGGUAAGUUUCUUGAACCACCUUCUGAUAGUUUAGAUGCUUGUGCAGAAGCUAUAAUGGGCCGCAAUAAAGUAGAUUUUAAUAUUGUAGCUAUAAAUAAAAUGUAUAAAAAUUUAGAAGACAAUGGAGAGGAACCGGAUAGUUUUUUUUUUGAAAAUUUUCUAGAUUAUUGUACUGUAGAUGUGGAUCUGGUCACUCAAUUGAAUGGGCACCUUAAUACUAUUAGAAUUACAAUGGGUUUAUCUCGUAUGGGCGACCUUGACCCAUACCAUUGUCUUGGUGCCAGUUCUACAGCUAUUGUGAGACGUUACCUUAUAAAUUUACUUAAUUCAAUUUAUACGGCUCCUAUUGACGAACAUCUCAUUAAUAAAGUAAACUGUUAUUCACAAUCUCAAUGGGAAAUAGGUCGUAUUCUUCCACAAAAUCGAUACGCUAGACAUUCCAUCGAACAAAAGGAUCAUUUGGAUACAGGUAGAAAAAACACUUACAAAGGCGCUGAAGUUCUUGAACCGAAAAUUGGAGUACAUUUAGCUUCUAAUACUCAUUCAAUAUUUGUUUUUGAUUUUUGUUCAUUAUAUCCUAGUUUAAUUAUUGACUAUAAUUUAAAUCGAGGGUUCGUGACUCGAAUUUCACGUUGUCAACUCCCAGAAGUUGAUGAAAAUUUAUUUCAUAUACUUAUUAUGGAUGAAGAUCCUUAUUUUGCUUAUGUUAGUGUUAAAGUCCAAGAAGGAAAACCAUACACUCAAUCACCAUUACGUCAGAUAUGUGAAAAAUUAGUAAAUGAACGAGGUAUUAUGAAAAAAUUAGGAAUGACCACUCAAGCUAACGCUCUUAAGAUUAUGGUAAAUUCUAUUUAUGGGGCAAUGGCGGCCAUUAAACUACUCGCAGAUGAACUGGUCCCAUGCAUGGUUACUGGUUAUGGUCGGUAUCAUCUUAAUCGGGCUCAACAUUUUUAUACUAAAGAUGAAAAUGGAAUUGGAGCGACAGUUUUAUAUGGCGACACUGAUUCAUUAUUUCUGAAGGUAUCUCGUUCAGCAGGAACUGGAGAUGAAUUGGCUAAUCGUUAUAAUACUAAUCUCAGACAAGAUAUACCUUCUACAUGUUAUCUCAAACUAGCUUUCGAAAAUGCAUUUGGUGUUCUAGUGCUAAUAAAAAAAAAACAUUAUAUGGCUAUACAAGAAAGACAAGUUGGCAAUAAAUGUAAAAUCAGUGGUUAUAAAAAACGUAUCAACCUUAGUAAUCAUCGUGACUUAACAAAUUCAUUGCAACAUGUUCUUAUGAUUUUACGGGACAAUGACUCAGCUCACAUUUUUAAGAAUAUUAGAAAUGAAGUAACACAAUGGUUUAAAAAAUAUAUCACAUUUUCUUUCUGGUAA